ACAACAACUCACUUUCCAUUAAAGGUGUCCUUCUGGCUUCUGCCUUCCCCUAUCCCUCAUUUUCUAAAGAGAUUGAAAAGAAAGAAACAAACCCUUUCUUGUGGCCUUCUUCAUCCUCUUCUGUUCUCCAUUAUUUGAUCUGUGUAGACGAGUCUCUCUUUAAUCCUUCACAGUAGAGCUUCUUCAAUCUUGAAUCUUGAUUUACUGUUCAUUAUCACAUCUGUUCUUCUAGAGAGAGAGAUGACAGGAGUUUCAGAAGGAGAGGGUGUUACACUCGAGGAGCUGAAGAAGAAAAUGGCGGAUUUUGCGAGGGAAAGAGACUGGGAUCAGUUUCACAGCCCAAGAAAUCUCCUCCUGGCUCUGGUGGGAGAAGUGGGAGAGUUAUCUGAGAUUUUUCAGUGGAAAGGUGAGGUACCGAAGGGACUUCCAGAUUGGAAAGAAGAAGAGAAAGAACACUUGGGUGAAGAGCUUUCAGACGUUCUCCUUUACCUCGUCAGGCUCUCUGAUAUCUGUGGAGUUGAUCUAGGUAAAGCUGCCCUCCGUAAGGUCCAGCUUAACGCCAUUAAGUACCCAGUGAAGUUCUGCAAGGGCUCUUCAGAGAAAUACACUCACAUCACCAACACUUCUACCACCACCACCAUCAACACCGACGAUAACAGCAACAAGAGCUGCUCUGAAAGCGAUUGAUCUUAACCUGAUAUUUUCUCAUCUGGGUAAUUUUGUUUAUGGGGCUUUUAGGGUUUAAAAGGUUUAAGGGCCCUGAUAUUUUAUCAUCUGAGUAACUUUGUUUAUAUGGGGGGUUUUAGGGUUUUUGAAGGUUGAAGCCUUGAAAGGCUUCACUUUUUCUGUUUUUCUGCUUUUUGCUAUUGGGUUUGUCUAUCUGGGUUUCUUGGGUAGAUAUGGGGAUAUGGCCUUGCAUGAACACAAUCUGGGGUGGCGUGCUUUGGUGUUUAUUCUCAAAGAUUUGGGUACAUUGUUUGGCAGCCAAGACCAAAUCCCUCUGGGCUCUGAGUUCUGAGCUCUGAGCUCUGAGCUCUGAUCUCUGGCAGAUGUGGUGGUGGUCAUAACUGAUAUCAAGAAAAGAAAUAUGUAUGUAACCCAAUUUCUUCCUUUAUUUAAAAAUCAGUGAUUUCACUGUACCCUUUUUGGAUUUUAGUGGGGCUUUUGAUUUUGUAAUUUUCUGUUAUGUAUGAAUAUGAAUGGAAUUGUAGGGCUAUUGUGAUUUGUAAA
This is a messenger RNA of Macadamia integrifolia, 1230 nucleotides long. RefSeq names its product dCTP pyrophosphatase 1-like. NCBI's taxonomy places the organism in Eukaryota, Viridiplantae, Streptophyta, Magnoliopsida, Proteales, Proteaceae. The transcript has 2 exons. The record is from RefSeq and is a predicted model, not a curated record. Gene Ontology annotation, biological process: nucleoside triphosphate catabolic process. Gene Ontology annotation, molecular function: nucleoside triphosphate diphosphatase activity. Bases 241 to 687 code for a protein of 148 amino acids.